AUGACCAUCAUGGGAAGGCAGUUGUCGCUAGGUGUUCGUCGUAUUGGAACCCUCUACUCCGCGUCAUAUCGUCUGCUAUCAACAAAUCAUGGGUUUGCUGUUUCGAAACCUGGUUACCGGAGAUUAGGCUUUUCCCCGGUGGCGACGUCUCGGUAUAAUUUACGUCCUGUGACACUCUUGAGGUUUCACAGGAGUAAAUCUGACAAGGCUGAGAGCACUGAAAAGACUGAAAGGGCAGAAACAAUCUUGCAAAAAGCAGAAACUCAGGAGUUGUUGCCUAUCAAAGAUGGCCCAAGUACUCUGCUUGCUAAGCCUGAAGACAGCGAAGUUCCCAAGCCUACUCUUUGGGAGAAAGUCAAGCAUGAGGUUCAGCAUUACUGGGAUGGUACCAAGUUACUCGGUUACGAAAUGAAAGUGUCUACAAAAUUGCUUUUCAAAUUAGCCGCAGGAUACGAAUUGUCCAGAAGAGAGAAAAACCAGUUGCAACGUACUAUGGUCGAUGUGAUCAGAUUGGUUCCCUUUUCCAUGUUUGUGCUUAUUCCGUUCGCUGAAUUGCUCUUACCUGUAGCUUUGAAAUUGUUUCCCAACUUGUUACCAUCGACGUAUGAAUCGAAGAAGGACCGUAAGGCAAAGAAGGCAAAGUUGUCACAGACCAGAACUUCUACUUCUGAGUACAUUAAGAAAACUAUGGAAGAAUCCGGAUUGAAAUUGUCCAAAAAGAUUAGUGACAAAGAAAGAGAAGCAUUUGUUUCAUUUUUCCAUAUAAUCUCCAACGGUCAGAACCCAUCUCGUGAGCACUUGAUUCAAGUUGCUAGAUUGUUCAAAAAUGACCAAGUGUUGGAUAACUUGUCACGGAACCAGUUGGUAGCAAUGGCAAAGUACAUGUCUUUGAGACCAUUCGGUAACGAUUCAAUUUUGAGAUACCAAAUCAGACAUCGUUUAUUAACCAUCAUCAAGGAUGACAAGGCUAUUGACUAUGAGGGUGUGGAAUCGUUGACUAUCCCUGAAUUGUACACUGCAUGCCAACAGAGAGGUAUUAAAACCACGGAUGUUUCUCCUGGACAUUUGCGAGAGGAGUUGGCUACCUGGUUAGACUUGAGAUUGAGACAAAAAAUCCCAUCGACAUUACUCAUUUUGUCAUCGGUAUACACUUAUGGAGAUAAAUCUCGAAGCACUGAUACUUACUAUGAUGCAUUGUUGGCGGUUUUGUCGUCUAUUCCAGAUGAGGUUUACAACGUUGCCAAGUUGGAAUUAUCGGAUGACUCCAAAUUGAAGUUGAAUAUUUUGAAGGAGCAAGACGAGAUGAUUAACGAGGAGAAUUACCGUGAAAAGGACACCGUCAACAAGGUUAAGGAUGAUAUCAACUUGGACGAGUACGAAGAUACCGCCAGUGAGGGUAUGAAGAUAGAACCAGAAGAGGAGGACAAAGUAGCAGAAAAGGAGGCCGUGAAGAAAGCCGAGGAGUCUAACGAAAAGCAAACAACUCAAAAAUAA
Molecule: messenger RNA, 1494 nt
Organism: Meyerozyma guilliermondii ATCC 6260
Lineage: Eukaryota; Fungi; Ascomycota; Pichiomycetes; Serinales; Debaryomycetaceae
Gene: MRS7
Product: Mrs7p
Exons: 1
Coding region: 1-1494 (497 amino acids)
Biological process (GO): intracellular monoatomic cation homeostasis
Cellular component (GO): mitochondrial inner membrane
Molecular function (GO): ribosome binding
Source: RefSeq, a predicted model, not a curated record